Messenger RNA from Botrytis cinerea B05.10, 1644 nucleotides. RefSeq names its product Bcpkp1 (gene Bcpkp1). Gene Ontology annotation, biological process: regulation of glucose metabolic process; protein phosphorylation. NCBI's taxonomy places the organism in Eukaryota, Fungi, Ascomycota, Leotiomycetes, Helotiales, Sclerotiniaceae. Gene Ontology annotation, molecular function: pyruvate dehydrogenase (acetyl-transferring) kinase activity. Gene Ontology annotation, cellular component: mitochondrion. The transcript is spliced from 2 exons. The coding region runs from base 103 to 1452 and encodes 449 amino acids. The record is from RefSeq and is a predicted model, not a curated record.
GCGUCAUGAGUUAGGUUAUUUUGCCAUGAUUACUCCGCAGUGCACCAAACACAACCACAAGCACAACCAUGAGAUAUACACACACACAUCACCGAUGCUGUCAUGAAUUGUUACCUCCCAAUUUUGCGGUCUUAUCGUGGCCAAAGUGUUUACAAUCCCAAAUCGUUUCUUAGAUGCGCCAGUCUCAAUCGUUAUCCCUCCCCUUCGGCCCAUAAAUGGUCCCACCCUCCAAGCCCAACCGUCAUCGCAGACAAUGAAAUUGCAAGGCUCGCCAGCAAGCCAUUGCACACGUUAAGUCUGGAAGAUCUAGUGAAGCAUGGCCAACCUCCACUAUCAACAGCAGCAUUGUUCUCAUCCGCAAGCUUCACUCUCGAUCUCCUCCCAAACCGUCUUGCGCACCGGAUACAGGCUCUGCGUAACCUGCCUUUCAUAGUCGUCUCCAAUCCGAAUAUCUCCAGGAUUUACAAUAAUUACCUCCAUUCAUUGUCAACGCUGUUGCCAUACAAAACCAUAUCUACGUUGGAAGAUGAAGUAAGAUUCACGGAGGUACUGGCAGACCUUGUCGAAACACAUUCGCAUACUAUUCCGACUCUUGCCAGAGGGUUUCUUGAAUGCAGGAAAUACAUAAGCCCGACCGAGGUAACACGAUUUUUGGAUGAGCAUCUUCGUGCUCGGAUAGGCACACGAUUAAUUGCAGAGCAACACAUCGCACUACACCUCUCAUCUCAAGCACAUCAAGGAACGCUUUCUGAAGCUGAUACCGGCAAUCCGUCAUCCUACAUCGGUGUUAUAGAUACUGCACUGAAUCCAGCGUCAAUAGUGAAUUCAUGUGGCAAUUUUGUCUCGGAAAUCUGCGAGCUCAAAUACGGGGUCAGGCCAAGUUGGAUUAUCGAUGGAGAGCCGGAGACAACAUUUGCAUUCGUACCAGUGCACUUGGAAUAUAUAAUUACUGAACUACUGAAAAACGCAUUCCGUGCGACCGUCGAAUCUGGAAGAUCGAACGAACCAAUAGUCAUAACGAUAGCUGCAGAGCCAGAGCUCUCCAACGUAAAUAAUCCACAGAGCAUGUCUAGUCCAGGUAUAGCUCUAGAUGACAGCCCUUCCAUCAAGCCAUUCGAGGAUUCCGCUCCUGGUGUGACCAUUCGUAUUCGAGACCGGGGAGGUGGAAUUAGCCCUGAAGUGUUACCAAAUGUAUGGUCAUAUUCAUUCACAACAUUCUCAGAAGAAGACGAAUUACCUGGGCAAAGCCACAGCAAUGGGAACAUGGAUGCUUUGAAUGUUUUGUCGGGUGCUGGAGGUGAGAGUAGCUCGAUCGCUGGGCUAGGUUACGGGCUACCACUUGGGAGAGCAUACGCUGAAUACUUUGGAGGUGGCAUUGAAAUUCAGUCACUUUAUGGAUGGGGCUGCGAUGUUUAUUUACGACUUAAAGGCCUGGGUAGACCCAAAGGCUAAGGAACCCAUCGCAUGGUUGCAGAAAUAUAGCCGUGGGUGGCAAAUGGAUCCUUUUCAUGGAUAUAAUCAAAUUCUGCCAUUUCCCGUCAACUGAAACCAUAGUCGUGAAAUCCCAUCCAAUUGUUUUUUGAGGUGUGGUACAAGUAUAGAAGCGGAGUUCAUUAACAGGGCUAUGGAGUACCUGGAUAACCA